Messenger RNA from Zootermopsis nevadensis, 1852 nucleotides. Lineage: Eukaryota; Metazoa; Arthropoda; Insecta; Blattodea; Termopsidae. The record is from RefSeq and is a predicted model, not a curated record.
CUGACAUUGUUCCAACAUGUCACGAAAUGGCGACAAUGAAAGCGACGGGAGGUGCGUCUCCAAGUCGAAAAAUUACCGUUUUAAGUCACGUGAAAUAUGAGCACCUGGUUGCUGGCAUAUCGGGAGGUGUAGCAUCAACUCUUAUUCUCCAUCCCUUGGAUCUCAUCAAAAUUAGGUUUGCAGUGAAUGAUGGACAGACUCCUGCUCCGCAGUAUCAAGGACUUCGAAAUGCAAUGACAACAAUAUUUCGACAAGAAGGAGCACGUGGCCUAUAUAGAGGGGUCACCCCAAAUAUCUGGGGCUCUGGUAGUGCAUGGGGCUUCUACUUUCUUUUUUACAACACAAUAAAGACAUGGAUUCAAGGAGGGAACACCAAGAAACCUCUGGGACCAACCUUGCAUAUGGUAGCGGCAGCCCAGGCUGGGAUUCUCACACUUAUUAUGACAAACCCCAUCUGGGUAGUAAAGACUCGCUUAUGUCUUCAAUACUCUGAAGCAGAUAAAACCAGGUUGCCAGAGAGCAAGCGGUACGUGGGUAUGGCAGAUGCACUCAACAAGAUCUACUGCAAUGAAGGAAUUCGUGGCCUUUACAAGGGUUUUGUACCAGGGAUAUUUGGUGUCUCUCAUGGUGCUAUCCAGUUUAUGACAUAUGAAGAAAUGAAAAAUACUUAUAAUCAAUAUAGAAUGGUUCCCAUCGAUACAAAAUUGGGCUCGAUGGAAUACCUUACAUUUGCAGCAUGUUCUAAACUUUUGGCAGCAGCAUUAACGUACCCAUACCAAGUGGUAAGAGCACGUCUACAGGACCACCACCACGACUACAAAGGCUCUUGGGACUGUGUUUGUCGCACCUGGAGGUAUGAGAGAGUGCUGGGAUUUUACAAAGGCCUGAGUGCUAACUUGAUUCGUGUGACUCCAGCCACCAUGAUCACAUUCCUCGUUUAUGAAAACGCUUCACAUUUCUUGCUGAAUUUAAGUAACCAAGACCUGGGCAGUGAUGCAGCUUUAUCUGACAAGAAAUAGUGAUUAAAUCAUAACCCAGAAGUCUGGAUACUUUUUCACUAGUUGAUUUAAUUUUCAUGUGACAUACAAUGAGAGAAAAGUAUAAUAAUAAUGUGAUAACAACAACAACAAUAGUAAUAACAAUAAGAAAUGAAGUGCAUAUUACUCUAGUUAAUGCAGCUUAGCUAAGAAGAAGGAACCAAUAUUGAAUGUUACAUGCAUUACAAUUGCCAGAAAUUGAAUGUAUAUAACAUUUUUGUUAUGUAACCCUUUAAAUUACGUUAGGGAACGCGGAUGAAUGCAGUAUGUAAGAUCAUUUAAUAAAUAUGAUAGGAAAAGCUACAAACCUGCUGUAUACAGAAAAUGAGAAAGAGGGAAUUACACCUAUCCUGCUUCAGCUCACUCUUUAAAAUUGUGGUAAAUUUUUUCCUUCCAUUCUUUUAACAUUAAGUGAUGUCUCUGAAUAAGCCAUAGUUAGCAGAGUAAUGUCAUAAGAUGUGGCAUAACAUUCAUGUGAAGUAUAUUGUUCCUGUGUGUUUGUGUUGUAUGUAGCAGAAGUGCAUAAUAAAUAUAAAUGUUUAAAAUUGUAUGUUUACUUACUAAAGCUACUGCCUAAUUGACUAUUCAUUACACUGAAAAAUUGUAAAGCAGUCAGUGGAUCUCUUGAGAAAAAGUGUACAUUUGUAUUUUUGUGUAAGAAAUUUCCACAAAAAAGGCUAGUGAUAAAAGUGUUUGCUUCUUGCAUAUAUGUGUGUGUGCAUGCAGUAAUUUCUCUUAUUUGAUACUGCUUUAUGUGAUGAUGAUAAAACAAUAUCUGUUGGAAUAUUUAGUAUAAAAUGUCAAAGUGACUUUCA